Aspergillus mulundensis is the source of this 1008-nucleotide messenger RNA. RefSeq names its product ornithine carbamoyltransferase (gene argB). The record is from RefSeq and is a predicted model, not a curated record. Bases 1 to 1008 code for a protein of 335 amino acids. The transcript has a single exon. Gene Ontology annotation, molecular function: amino acid binding; ornithine carbamoyltransferase activity. Gene Ontology annotation, cellular component: mitochondrion. Gene Ontology annotation, biological process: L-citrulline biosynthetic process. NCBI's taxonomy places the organism in Eukaryota, Fungi, Ascomycota, Eurotiomycetes, Eurotiales, Aspergillaceae.
AUGCCUCCCACCUCGCCCUUCGCCCCCCGCCAUUUCCUUUCCAUUGCGGACCUCUCGCCUGCCGAGUUCGCUACUCUUGUUCGCAAUGCCUCUUCACACAAGCGAGCCAUAAAGUCCGGGUCAAUUCCCCAGAACUUGCAGGGAUCUUUGCUGGGGAAGACGGUGGCUAUGAUCUUCAGCAAACGGAGCACCCGAACUAGGGUAUCAACAGAAGGUGCUGUUGUGCAAAUGGGAGGUCAUCCGAUGUUCUUGGGCAAGGAUGACAUCCAACUGGGGGUCAACGAGUCUCUGUACGAUACCUCUGUCGUUAUUUCGUCCAUGGUAUCCUGCAUCGUUGCCCGUGUCGGCAAACAUGCAGAAGUUGCAGAUCUAGCGAAGCAUUCUUCCGUCCCAGUCAUCAAUGCUUUGUGCGACUCUUUUCAUCCUCUCCAGGCCGUCGCCGAUUUUCAAACAAUAUACGAAGCCUUUACUCCCAAGGCACACCACCUUUCAAGUCUGGGGUUGGAAGGAUUGAAGAUCGCUUGGGUUGGUGACGCCAACAACGUCCUGUUCGACAUGGCCAUUGCUGCUACAAAGAUGGGUAUCGACAUUGCUGUGGCUACCCCCAAGGGCUACGAGAUUCCUUCUGACAUGCUGGAGCUCAUUAAGUCUGCCGGAGAGGGUGUCUCAAAGCCAGGCAAGCUCCUGCAGACCAGUGUUCCCGAAGAAGCGGUCAAGGACGCCGACAUUCUAGUCACAGACACCUGGGUGUCAAUGGGUCAAGAAGAAGAGAAAGCCAAGAGGCUGAGGGAAUUUGAAGGUUUCCAAAUCACCGCUGACCUUGCCAAGCGAGGAGGCGCAAAGGAGGGCUGGAAGUUCAUGCACUGUCUCCCGCGACACCCAGAGGAGGUCAGUGACGAGGUCUUUUACAGUAACCGGUCGCUUGUCUUCCCUGAGGCUGAGAAUAGGUUAUGGGCUGCGAUUUCUGCUUUGGAGGGAUUUGUUGUCAACAAGGGGAAGAUUGAGUAG